GCAAUGAACAAUUUAGGCUGCCCUUUCUAUCCAUAGAACUAGAAGCCCAGCCCUGUAAACUUUGCCUAUUAACAAAGCUGAAGUACAACCAUAUUCCUCAAAAAAACCAUGAUGACCAUAAGGCUGAUUUAGUACGAUGUCUGUAACAUGUGACAUCUGAAAUUGUUCAGCUGAAUUCAGCAAAUAGAGGAAAAGGAAGAGAAGAUUUAUCCAAGUCAUGCUGACCUUCCUCUCAUCCCACUUGUGUGAUGCUGUCAUACAAGCUUUAUAAAGUAACAUGAUAUUUGCUUGAAGGUACAUGCCAAUAUCUCUGAAAAGUAUAUCCUGCCCACUCAGUGCAUCAGGCUAAUCCUGAAACUAGUUGUUUUGACAAUUAUAACCUGAUGAUACUACAUGGAGAACCAUCCCCCAUCAUAUUAGGGACACCUUGACAAAGAAGGGGAGCAUGUGUGGAGUUCUCCACCCAUGUAACCAGAAGGUAUCUUUUUCCGCAAUAGAGCCCCAGUCCCUGUGCACAUGGAGUUUGGUGGAGAUGGGGAUGCUGUAAUACCACCUCUCAUCUGAUUAUGUGAUUGUUUCUUUUCACUAGUGCCAUGGAAAAUACUAGGUUUGUGGCAAGGGGUAGAGGCAACAUGUUAAUGCACAUCUAAGGUGCACUAUUUCCCAGAGCAGGUCUGUGCAUCCCCCAUGGGCUUUAUUACCACAUACUGCGUCCAGGAGGUUUACAUCCAGCAUAGGCUUCAGGCUGCAGACUGAGGUAGGAAUAAACUUUGCCUUCAAAAUCAAAGAUACUUUGUUAACCAGACUAUUUCUAAACCAAGAACACUCACUCCCAACCAAGACAAAAAUAAAAAAAAAAUGACAGUUUUUAGUCAACAGCUAAAAAAAAAAAGCCCCAAACCUGAAGCUUUCUUCACUCUUAGAGGGGAAACAUCAUGUUCCAGGUCUGGGAUUUGUGGGGAAAAGAGACAUCUGGUAUUACGCCAGUGUACCCUGCCUUUUCCAUCAGCCAGGCUGGUGGUCCCAUUGUGCGGGAGGAAUACAACUUCUCUGGUUAGCCAAGGCUCAGGCUGACUUGCUCCAGGGGGAGCCGCAUCUGUCCUUGCUCUCUGGAAUGGAGGUCAUCUGCUUUCCAGGAAAGAGGGAGUGGCUGGAGAGCCUUGAGAUACUGAGCGUGGACCACCUGGAAAACUGUACAGCCAGCACUUUUCCUACUUCUAGACACUCCACAGUAAGGAGUAAGGGAUGCUGAAUUGGCUCUGAACUCCCACCCAAACUUGCUUUGAACAAAUGGAAGCGCAGGCAAGUAACAUGCAUGUUCUGUUAAGAAAAUAUAGAAUCAGCAUUUCUGCAACUUAGUCUGUAUUAGAGGUUGGGUCAGAUUACAAUAUUUGACUCUAGACUUGAAACACAUAGGUGUUUAAGUCUGUUUGGGGAUCGGCUGUUUGCAAAGCUCAGACAUUUACUCAGAUUGUGGUUGAGAGUGCACUGUAACUUUGAUGUAUUUCUACCUUGUUGGAGAAAAAGGGGGAAAAGAUUUGUCUCUGCAUCACAGAAAAAGUAUGUUAAUAACAUAGCCACUCUUUCAUGAUUGGGGAAAAAAUCUGAGUAUCUUGAAAGACAAAGUUGGAAAAUAGCUAUCUUUUAUUUCAAGAAAUCAGAGUCAUAAAAAUCAGACUAUAAAACACACAGCAGCCUGAACCCUCUAGUAUUUUAUGCCUCCUUUUCUAUUUCAGGUCUUCAUUUGCCUAAUUGCAACUCAGAGGCUGGCAGAGAUUUUCCCUGCAGCGCUCAUCUCUGCUGACUGCAGAGACCCUACCUGGCGCACUAAGUUAGUGCGUCAGCAUUCUAGGUAGAAAUGAAUGAAAAAUCAAUCAGGGCAGCUGCAGUGGUAGCAUAUACAACUGUAACCUACUUUGUUCCUGGUUUCGAACAUUUCAUUGUAUAUUUAGGCAUCUUUUAAAAUGUGGAGAAGAUUCUUUUAACUAUAAAGAUGAAGAGUCUACUUUUUCUGGUGCUGAUUUCUGUCUGCUGGGCUGAACCUCAUUCUGACAACUCAAGUCUGGGUCAUGAAAGAAGUGUUCACAUUCAAGCAGAAAAUGGACCCCGUCUACUUGUGGUAGCAGAGCAAGCUAAAAUCUUCUCCCACCGGGGUGGCAAUGUCACACUGCCAUGUAAAUUUUACCAUGAACACACAUCAACAGCUGGCUCAGGAACCCACAAGAUCCGGAUCAAGUGGACCAAACUCACCUCAGAUUACCUCAAAGAAGUGGAUGUCUUUGUUGCAAUGGGACAGCACAGAAAGAGCUACGGAAACUACCAGGGCAGAGUGUUGCUGAGGGAAAGCAGUGAGAAUGAUGCCUCUCUUAUAAUUACAAAUAUAAUACUGGAGGAUUACGGGAGAUAUAAGUGCGAGGUGAUUGAAGGAUUAGAAGAUGACACAGCAGUGGUAGCUCUGAAUCUGGAAGGUGUUGUAUUCCCUUACUCUCCACGGCUGGGUCGUUACAACUUAAACUUCCAUGAGGCUCAGCUAGCCUGCCGGGACCAAGACUCUGUUAUCGCCUCCUUUGACCAGCUUUACGAUGCCUGGAGGUCAGGGCUGGACUGGUGUAAUGCAGGCUGGCUCAGUGAUGGCUCCGUGCAGUACCCCAUCACCAAGCCCAGGGAGCCCUGCGGAGGGAAGAACACAGUCCCUGGGGUCAGGAAUUACGGGUUCUGGGAUAAAGAUAAAAGCCGAUAUGACGUCUUCUGUUUUACUUCAAACUUCAAUGGUCGUUUUUACUACCUAAUUCACCCAACCAAGCUGACCUAUGAUGAAGCAGUUCAGGCGUGUUUGAAGGAUGGAGCUCAGAUUGCCAAAGUUGGCCAGAUCUUUGCUGCCUGGAAGCUCUUGGGUUAUGACCGUUGCGAUGCUGGCUGGCUGGCUGAUGGCAGUGUCCGCUACCCCAUCUCCAGGCCAAGGAAACGCUGCAGUCCUAACGAAGCAGCUGUUCGCUUUGUAGGCUUCCCUGAUAAAAAGGACAAGCUGUAUGGUGUCUACUGCUUCAGAGCAUACAACUGAAAAUACCUAGAGCACGAAAGUCUUAAAUUCAUUAAGAACAUGUGAAAAAUUUCUUUUCAAUAUGAACUCAUGCAAGUUACCAAAACUGUGAUAAACCUUUUUUGCUUACUGUACGAGUCUUUUUCAUAAACCAAACCCAUUAAUUUUUGCUUUAUUUGUUUUUUUUUUUAGUAUUUUUGUGAAAGUACCAUUCCAUAGAUAUUUUAAGUUAAUAUAAUUUAAUGGAAGCUCUAGGUAAGGAAGUUUUAGAGCCAGAUUCUUUCAGCUACAUCAUCCCAACAAAGUACACUUUUCAUGAUUGGGGCAUGCAAUAGAGCUUGGUGAUUGCUAGGGCACAAUUAUGUAAUGUAAGGCUACUCAAAACAGAAGCUUUUAAAAGCA
This is a messenger RNA of Pezoporus occidentalis (night parrot), 3442 nucleotides long. RefSeq names its product hyaluronan and proteoglycan link protein 1 (gene HAPLN1). Lineage: Eukaryota; Metazoa; Chordata; Aves; Psittaciformes; Psittacidae. Bases 1994 to 3061 code for a protein of 355 amino acids. Gene Ontology annotation, molecular function: hyaluronic acid binding. Gene Ontology annotation, biological process: positive regulation of neuroblast proliferation; cell adhesion; glial cell differentiation. The record is from RefSeq and is a predicted model, not a curated record. Gene Ontology annotation, cellular component: synapse; perineuronal net. The transcript has 5 exons.